This is a messenger RNA of Vanessa atalanta (red admiral), 1383 nucleotides long. Its product is annotated as CUB and peptidase domain-containing protein 1-like. Bases 1 to 1383 code for a protein of 460 amino acids. NCBI's taxonomy places the organism in Eukaryota, Metazoa, Arthropoda, Insecta, Lepidoptera, Nymphalidae. The record is from RefSeq and is a predicted model, not a curated record. Gene Ontology annotation, molecular function: serine-type endopeptidase activity. The transcript has 8 exons. Gene Ontology annotation, biological process: proteolysis.
AUGUCAAAAUUCGAAAAUAUACAAUCCUUGGAAAGUCGUAGAAGAAAUGUCGUGAAGAAGCAUCUACAAAAACAAUCUUAUACUGUAUUCCCACCUAUACCGGAUAAAAGUAUAUUAAAAGAUCCUGUUACUACAUAUUUUGUAGGAGAUAUAUUACCUGACCGGAAAGCAAGAGUUAAAAAAGUUUUACCUGAAUACAGUUCGGCAGUUUUCAGAGGCAAAAGAUCCAUCAAGAACGAUACAGAAGUAAAGGACAUUGCAAAUGAAACCAAUUUGAAUAGAAGAAUCAACCGAAAAACGAUAAAAGACGAACGUAAAAAUAAACCGAGGCGUUUAAGAAAAAUCAAAAAUUCAUCCAAAGUUAAAAAAGUAGCAAGACAAGGGCACCAGAAGGAUAAUAACUUGGAAGUCAAAAAACAUAAACAAAAGAAGCGGUCGACCGUACAUCUAAAAUAUACAAAAAGAGAUAAUAACACCGCCAAAAUACAAUCAAAGAAAAGAAUUGUGAAGCAAAACAAAAAUAAAAUUGCGAAAAGACAAAGAGAUAAACGAAAUCAAGAAAGAAAAGCAAUAAGCAGACGUUUAAUAGCCGGGAAGGACGCCAUGAUACAGGACUAUCCUUAUGUGGUUUCAAUUCAGAAGGGUAACGAGCACUGGUGCGCGGGUGCUUUGUUGAACCCGCGUCUCGUAAUCACAACUGCGAAUUGUGUUUGGAAAGCCCGCAGUGUAAGUCGCAUGCGUAUAAGAGCUGGUACCAGACACAUGGCGAGGGGAGGCCAGGUUGCGAAAAUCCAAGAGGUCGUGAAACACCCCGGCUGGAACAUCCGAAGUCAACCCGACCAUGAUGUCGCCUUAUUACUUUUGGACAGAAAUAUUAAAUUUUCAGAUAAAGUCCACGGCGUAGAUCUUCCAAAUCGUGCUAUGUGGCCGGCUUUUGAUGAUGUUUGGGUGACCAGCUGGGGAUCUGAUAGACGAGACGGUAUAUUUCAUACAGUCGCUGUUUCACUGCAAGUGUAUCAUGCAAUACUGAUAGACCACGACAAGUGUAACAACAUCACACAACGCUUCGGUGUCGCUGUUACGCGUAACUUUAUAUGCGUUGCUCAGACUGGCCGACGAGCGCCUUGUACGCGUGAUACGGGAGCACCGGCAGUGAGUGAUGGAAUUUUGUGGGGACUUGCCUCUUGGGGUAUCCGAAAGCUGUGUGGUACGGAACGGUUUCCAGCAAUGUUCUCGUACCUAGCGUCACGUACUAAUCUUGAGUUUAUAACGAAUGCUACUCACUACCUGAUGUCGGAUAAACGUUUCUACCCAUACCCGGAUCGUUACAUUGCCGUGAAUGCAGAAACUACCUCAAAUCCCGAAACGAUCGCGACGUUUUAA